CAUAGGAGGCGGAGUUACAACAUCCGAGAAGAAGAAGGAGUCCUCCCCGGCAGUGUUGAAGCUAGCUGAUGGCAGCAUUGUAACAAAGAUAAUAAGCAGAUAUUAACGGCUCCUGCUGAUUUGUGAGAGAUGCUGACCUCAUCUUAACAGUGACCAGAGCAGCUGAUGCAGGACAGCCGGACACAAAACAGAGCGAUCAUGGCGGGUCGGCAGCCCAGAGCUGCAGCUGCUGCAGACGGCUCCUCAGAGGCCAGAAGGACAGAACUCAGGGCCACUGAGAAGAAGUGCUCAUGGGCCUCCUACAUGACCAAUUCUCCUACUGUGAUAGUGAUGAUAGGGUUGCCCGCUAGAGGGAAAACCUACAUGGGUAAGAAGCUGACGCGCUACCUCAACUGGAUUGGAGUGCCAACUAAGGUAUUUAACCUUGGGGUUUAUAGAAGAGAAGCAGUGCAGUCUUACAAAUCCUAUGACUUCUUCAGGCAUGACAACAAAGAAGCAAUGCAAAUCAGAAAACAGUGUGCUCUGGUGGCACUGGAAGAUGUCAAGGCCUAUCUGAAUGAGGAGGGAGGCCAGAUCGCUGUUUUUGACGCCACUAACACCACCAGAGAGAGGAGGGACCUCAUCCUUAAUUUUGCAAAGGAUAAUUCAUACAAGGUGUUUUUUGUUGAAUCAAUAUGUGACGAUCCAGAAGUCAUCGCCACUAAUAUCCUGGAUGUGAAGGUUUCCAGCCCAGAUUACCCGGAGAGAGACAGAGAAAGUGUGAUGGAAGAUUUUCUGAAGAGGAUAGAGUGUUAUAAAGUGACAUAUCAACCUUUAGAUCCGGACGAACAUGACAAGAACCGCUCCUUCAUCCAGGUCAUAAAUGUCGGCCGUCGCUUCUUAGUCAACAGGGUGCAGGACUACAUCCAGAGUAAAAUAGUUUACUACCUCAUGAACAUCCACGUGCACUCCCACUCCAUCUACCUGUGUCGGCACGGAGAGAGCCAUCACAACGUGGAGGCACGCAUCGGGGGGGAUGCUGAGCUGUCAGAGAGAGGGAAGCAGUUUUCAGCAGCACUGAAGGGUUUUGUGGAGGAGCACCGUCUGUCGGACCUGAAGGUCUGGACAAGUCAGCUGAGACGCACCAUUCAGACAGCCGAGGAGCUGGGAGUCCCAUACGAGCAGUGGAAGAUCCUCAAUGAAAUAGAUGCUGGAGUGUGUGAAGAAAUGUCCUAUGAAAUGAUUGAGGAAACAUACCCUGAGGAGUUUGCAAUGAGGGAUCAGGACAAGUACCAUUACCGUUACCCUGGAGGAGAAUCCUACCAGGAUCUGGUUCAGCGGCUGGAGCCCGUCAUCAUGGAGCUGGAGCGACAGGGCAACGUGCUCGUCAUCUGUCAUCAGGCUGUCAUGAGAUGCCUCCUUGCCUAUUUCCUGGACAAGAGCGCAGAUGAUCUUCCCUACUUGAAGUGUCCCCUGCACACUGUCCUGAAACUCACCCCUGUGGCGUAUGGUUGUAAAGUGGACAUGUUUGACCUGAAGGUGGAGGCUGUCAACACCCACCGGGACAGACCAUUAAGUAAAGUCACAACAAACACUGUGCCGCCCACUUUCCUCCGGAGAAACAGCUUCACCCCGUUGUCCAGCCAAGACCAGAUCAAACGGCCCCGUCUGUACAGCGUGGGCAACCCUCCGCAGGCCCGCAUGUCCCAGGCCCCCACCUUACCCAGCAUGCAGUUCUCUGAGGCUUCUGAGGGGGCAGAGCUGCUACAAAGUGUAGACUCUGUAAACGGCUUCAGUGCAGCAGACACAGACAACUCUGUUCGCAGUUAAGAAGCUCAAAAAGAGGCUUUUCUCCACGUGGAUGUAGUAUCUCGACGACCAGCAGUAAAGUCUCCACCAGCUUCAGCCAUCACAUUUUGAAUCAAUGUAUCUCACCAUAUCUGUGUAACGCCAUAUGUGUUAUCUCUUUGUUUUUGGUUUGUUAGAAAGGUUAUGUGCUUGUUAGUGAUUGUACACAGACAUGAUAUCGAUGCCUUUGCACAGAAGCCUUCAAAUCUAUGCUGAGAUCCAGCUCAGUUUAAUAAUGAUGUAAAGAUUCCUAGUAAGGAAAUACUCAGCACCCUCCAGAUUGUGAAGACACUGUCAUUGUUUUCUAUAUUAAAUGUAGAACAUGUUAAUUGUGAAUUGCAUACCUCAAUGGAAGAUACUACCUGUUUUACUUUUAGACAGUUCUCCUCUUGAAGGAAGCCAUAUACAUCCUCUCAGAUUAUUUUUUUAUCUUUUUAAACACUCCCAGGUUGUGUCCUCAGGUGAAGGUUCUGGUGUAGUUUGAAGCUUUUAUGCUUGUGAUGGGCAGAAAAAACUAAAUGUAAGAUGUUUCGCCCAGCCCUAUAAAACGUACGGCAGCUACUGUUCCUUUUUCCUGUCUGACUAAUAUUCCACUUUUCUCUUCAGUAAUGCCUACCUGUAUGUUUUGCCUUCUACUCGGAUAACAGCUUUAAUAUAUAACGCGGUUCACUGUGAUAAAGCUGACAGCUUUUGAACUCCUUAAAAUGUAUGCCAACAUUGCAAACACAAAGUGCUCAUGACUCUAGGUGAACUGUAGUGUCCUCAUAGUUAUACACAAAUGAGUUGUGUAAUUCCAGAUAAAAUAAAGAUACUUUUUGUUAAUUAAAAGCUUUUAAGUUACCAUAUGAAUAAUCUCUAUUCACUUUUAAUAAUAAUGUCAGCAAUUGAUCGAUAUUUGGAAAGUGCCUUUUUUUUAAAGGACUAAAAGGCUGUGACAAUAGCAAUGUUAUUUUAGCAUCUUGGUUUGAUUUGCAACCCUAUGUUUCACCUGUUUUGAAGGAUUGACAAUAUAUUUAGAAAAAAGUGCUUCAGUGUUAUUGCACAUUGUGGCGUACAUGUUUCAUUUAAUAAAGUUAAUUUAAAUGCCA
This is a messenger RNA of Eleginops maclovinus (Patagonian blennie), 2915 nucleotides long. RefSeq names its product 6-phosphofructo-2-kinase/fructose-2,6-bisphosphatase 2-like. The coding region runs from base 166 to 1809 and encodes 547 amino acids. Gene Ontology annotation, cellular component: cytosol. NCBI's taxonomy places the organism in Eukaryota, Metazoa, Chordata, Actinopteri, Perciformes, Eleginopidae. The transcript is spliced from 17 exons. The record is from RefSeq and is a predicted model, not a curated record. Gene Ontology annotation, molecular function: fructose-2,6-bisphosphate 2-phosphatase activity; 6-phosphofructo-2-kinase activity; ATP binding. Gene Ontology annotation, biological process: fructose metabolic process; fructose 2,6-bisphosphate metabolic process.